This is a messenger RNA of Raphanus sativus (radish), 450 nucleotides long. RefSeq lists its product as uncharacterized. Gene Ontology annotation, molecular function: zinc ion binding. The record is from RefSeq and is a predicted model, not a curated record. The coding region runs from base 1 to 450 and encodes 149 amino acids. Lineage: Eukaryota; Viridiplantae; Streptophyta; Magnoliopsida; Brassicales; Brassicaceae. The transcript is spliced from 2 exons.
AUGACAAGUUCGUCAACUUCUUCUUCUCGUUUUCCUCGAAUCUCCACUCAUGGUGUGCAUAUAAGAUGUUGGUGUGGAGAGGGCAUAACAAAUUUUGGUUCAUCGACGGCGGAGAAUCGAUAUCGACGAUUCUACCGAUGUCAAAUUGCAAAAGAUAGAAAAUCUGAGAAUCAUCUAUUUAAAUGGAUCGAUGAAGCUUUGCUUGACGAGAUACAAACGGUAGAUGCGAAACAUGAGAGAGUUGCGCAAGGGCUUAAGAAGUUUGAAGAAAGGGUAAUUGAAAAUGUUAAGUCUGAAAUUGCUAGAAUUGAAGAUGAGAUGACUGAAAAGCUCAAGGAGAAGGUGAAGCUGGAGAUUGAAAAGGGGAUGAAACAUAAGCUUAAGAUUGCGACGGUGGCUAUGGUUGUUGUAGGAGCUGUUGUCGGGAUAUGGAAUUCUCUUGCUGUCUGA